Molecule: messenger RNA, 525 nt
Organism: Menidia menidia (Atlantic silverside)
Lineage: Eukaryota; Metazoa; Chordata; Actinopteri; Atheriniformes; Atherinopsidae
Source: the annotation of a GenBank genome assembly
UUGCUCUGUUUUCCGCUCAAAGGUCGGAGGCAGUCCCGGCGGCAGCUGAGGAACGAGAAGGACAAGCCGCUGCCCCCCCUCCUGGCCCGGGUCGGAGGCAACCUCGAGGUUCUGGGCUUCAACACCCGGCAGCGCAAAGCCUUCCUGAACGCCGUGAUGCGCUGGGGGAUGCCGUCCCAGGACGCCUUCUCCUCCCAGUGGCUGGUCCGGGACCUCCGGGGCAAAACCGAGAAGGAGUUCAAAGCCUACGUGUCGCUGUUCAUGCGCCACCUCUGCGAGCCGGUUGCCGACGGCGCCGAGACCUUUGCGGACGGCGUCCCCCGGGAGGGCCUGUGCCGGCAGCCCGUGCUCACCCGCAUCGGCGUCAUGUCGCUGGUCAAGAAAAAGGUCAGAACCGAGCCGCCGGACCGGGUUUCUGGUCCCCAAAGAAUCGCACGUUCCCUGGAAGCGGGGUUGCGCAAUCGCCAGGAUUUAGAGCUCCUUUCUGAGUCCGGCCUGUUCGAACCUGCAGCCGCCGCCAUCUGA